Trematomus bernacchii (emerald rockcod) is the source of this 4023-nucleotide messenger RNA. It is a transcript of the gene acsl6, whose product is annotated as acyl-CoA synthetase long chain family member 6. The record is from RefSeq and is a predicted model, not a curated record. Gene Ontology annotation, molecular function: arachidonate-CoA ligase activity. NCBI's taxonomy places the organism in Eukaryota, Metazoa, Chordata, Actinopteri, Perciformes, Nototheniidae. Bases 224 to 2392 code for a protein of 722 amino acids. The transcript has 22 exons. Gene Ontology annotation, cellular component: endoplasmic reticulum; membrane. Gene Ontology annotation, biological process: very long-chain fatty acid metabolic process; long-chain fatty-acyl-CoA biosynthetic process; long-chain fatty acid metabolic process.
GAAGAAGAAGAAGAAGAAGAAGAAGAAGAAGAAGAAGAAGAAGAAGAAGAAGAAGAAGAAGAAGAAGAAGAAGAAGAAGAAGGUGGCGUGAGGCUCUACUGUGAGUGACAGAUUAGAAGUCCUGACGCUGACCCAUUUAAUAAGAUUGUCGGCGACUUGCUGCAGUCGAUGCUGCAGUUUUGAGCCGCUCCUGCACCGGGACAGCUGACUCGAUGAGAAAGAGAUGCUCGCAUUCGUUUUGGUCUCUGGGUCGCUCUGGAUUAUAUUAGAGCUGAGUUCCACCCUGAUGGAGAAGAUGCAGGCCCAGGAGAUAAUGAGCGGCCUGAGGAUACCGGAGAUAGCCGAGCUGGGACAGUUCUUCAGCACUCUGCCGACCUCCACGCUGGUGGGCAUCGGCGCUCUGACCGCCGUGCUGGCCUACUGGUUGGCUACCAGACCCCGCCCCAUCAAGGCCCCCUGCAACCUGCAGCACCAGUCUGAGGAGGUGCCGCAUGAAAAUGGAGGUCGCAGGUCCAUGUUGGGCGACAGCUCCAAGCUGCUUACUCAUUACCAUGACGACGCCAGGACGAUGUACGAAGUCUUCCAGAGAGGCCUCCACAUAUCUGGUGAUGGACCUUGUUUGGGCUCGCGGCUCCCUAACCAGCCUUACAAAUGGAUAUCCUACAAAGAGGUGACAGCCCGCGCUGAGUAUCUGGGUUCAGGCCUCCUGCACCAGGGCUGCCAGCCUGACCCAAACCAGUUCAUAGGAGUGUUUGCCCAGAACAGACCAGAGUGGAUCAUCUCAGAGCUAGCAUGCUACACCUACUCCAUGGUGGUGGUUCCCCUUUAUGACACACUGGGCCCAGACGCCAUACGGUUCAUCAUUAACACGGCUGACAUCUCAACGGUCAUCUGUGACAAAGUAGAUAAAGCUCAGGUGCUUCUGGAAAACGUGGAGCGUAAGGAGACUCCGGGCCUGCGAAGAAUCAUCCUGAUGGAUGAAUUUGACUCCGCCCUCAUUGAACACGGAAAGAGCUGCGGCGUCCACGUGCAGGCCAUGCAGGAAGUCGAGGCUUUGGGCAGAGAGCAUCACAGAAAACCUAUACCACCAGCGCCAGAUGACCUGUCCAUCGUGUGUUUCACCAGUGGAACCACAGGAAACCCAAAGGGAGUCAUGCUUACCCAUGGGAACGUGGUGGCAGAUUUCUCAGGCUUCCUCAGAGUAACAGAUAAAGUCAUUAGUCCCAACCAAGAUGAUUGCCUCAUUUCCUUCCUGCCACUGGCUCACAUGUUCGAGAGGCUCAUUGAGUCUGUGGUGUACUGCCAUGGAGGACGGAUCGGCUUCUAUCAAGGCGACAUCCGUCUCCUCCCAGAUGACAUGAAGGCCCUGCGGCCGACCAUUUUCCCUGUGGUGCCUCGACUGCUAAACCGCAUGUACGACAAGAUCUUCAGCCAGGCUAACAGCCCAUUGAAGCGCUGGCUGCUCAACUUUGCUGCCAAAAGAAAAGGUGCUGAAGUCAGCAGCGGGAUCAUUCGCAGUGACAGCUUCUGGGACAAAAUCUUCUUCAGUAAAAUUCAGGCCAGCCUCGGAGGAAGACUGAGGAUGAUUAUAACAGGAGCCGCUCCUACCUCGCCAUGUGUCCUGGGAUUCCUCAGAGCUGCACUGGGAUGCCAGGUGUACGAGGCGUACGGCCAGACAGAGUGCACAGCUGGUUGCACCUUCACCACACCUGGAGACUGGACCCAAGGUCACGUCGGAGCCCCGCUGCCAUGUAACCUCAUCAGACUGGUGGAUGUUCCUGAGAAAAACUACUUCGCCUCUAAGGGAGAGGGAGAGGUUUGUGUGAAGGGACCAAACGUGUUUAAGGGCUACCUCAAAGACCCAGAGAGGACGGCCGAGACGCUGGACACAGACGGCUGGCUUCACACCGGAGACAUUGGCAAAUGGUUGCCUAAUGGCACACUGAAGAUCAUCGACAGGAAGAAACACAUUUUCAAAUUGGCACAGGGCGAGUACAUCUCCCCUGAGAAGAUCGAGAACAUCUACAUUAGGAGCGAACCUGUGGCACAGCUCUAUAUUCAUGGAGAUAGCCUGCAGUCCUGUUUGGUGGGGAUUGUGGUUCCUGACCCAGAAGUCAUGCCUGAAUGGGCCAAGAAAAAAGGCAUACUGGGCACAUAUAAGGACCUCUGUAAAAACACGGAAUUGAAGAAGGCGAUCCUUGAGGACUUGGUGCGUCUGGGCAAGGCCAGUGGCCUCCAUUCAUUUGAGCAGGUGAAGAACAUCUACAUCAACAAUGAGAUGUUUUCCAUUAUGAACGGCCUCCUGACUCCCACACUAAAGGCCAAGAGACCAGAGCUGAAGGAGUAUUUCAAGGAGAAGAUCGACCGACUCUAUGAAAGCAUCUCCAUGUGAAGGCCGGCAGACCUCAUUUUCCUUCAAGCAUCUUUACACUUAGUACUGCUUUCACCAUUGACUUCAGUGGGAUAAAGAUGUGACCACUUAUGCUUAAAAGCUAUGGGAAAAGCAAGCCAAACCGGCCCCUGCUAUGGAAGAUUUAAUGCCUAAAAACUCAAACAAAUCCAAGACACAAAGAGAAAUACAAUAUACUAUAUGUAUUUCUGUUUUAAUUAGGCAUUUGCUGUGACAUAACUACAUGUACACAUGUAAAAUGAAAGAAUAGCUGUUAAUCUGUUAACUGAGUUCUUUAUUCCUUGUGAUAAAAUGCAAACCACAAAACAGAAAGGGUUGUGUAAUUCAUUAAAUACAAAGCACUUUGUUUGGUUUUCAUGAGAAUGUCCAACAGAGCUUUUUCUGUUUUGACAGGGAAACAUGACACACAUAUGCAUACAGAAAAAGGAAAUGUAAAUACAAAUGUGAUUUGUUAAUCACUUUUUUUUAUUUUAAUGGUUUUGAUUUAGGCAUUUUAAAUCUUCCAUACUUUGUUUCUUGCUAUCCACCCAAACAAACCAUCAAAGGCUCUGUCCCCAGCAGCAGAAAACUCACCCUCACUUUUAUGUUGAGCAAUCCAUUUCCACUUGUCACCCUGUCCAAUCUAUUUUUUUCCUCCAUCAGUUUAAACCCACCAGCCACAACCUGAAUCCAGUUAUACGACAGCAAGCGUGAUGUCUUUGUGUAUAGUGUAGCUCAAGGAGAUGUAUUGCUGACACAUGUGGGACAGUAAUGGACUUCCUCCUCAGUGGGACACAGUAGAUUUUCCUUGAAUCGAACAAGCUGCUGACAGCAGUGCCGCUAAGCAGGGCCUGAUACAUUUCCCUUGAUCUGGCACACUAAAAGAGAUUCAACUUUUACCCAACACAUUGCGCAAUUUGACCAAAACUACACCUUAAUGUUUAAGGGCAGAAUUAAGAAAGCAAGGUAUAGACAGUAGCAGCUCCUGCCUUACUAAUCAUUGCUGUCUACACCAUUCCAUUGUAGAGCAUCUCGAUGUUUGAGCCACAUUCAAAUACAUCGCUGUUCAUGUCAUGUUCUCACUCACUCAUUAAGUCACCUCAACAUGGCUGUGAUCUGCAGUUUAGCAUGCAUGCUCCUUGUUUAUGUGAAGGACUGGCACACUGUAACACACAUUACGGUUCACACUCUACAGUCUGUUCAUUCACUCCUUUUUUAACAUCCACCUUUGCGCAAAUAGUAUGUCAGGUAAAAGAACAAAAAAGAAAUAAUGCUAAACCAGGUCUCAGGGCAAUGCAUGCAGUUUGCCCUGCAAUGCUGGCACCAUUGACUUGAAACUGAUGAGUAUUUCUUUGUGGCCAUUAAUAGCAGGUUGUAUGCAGCUGCCCACAGCCACUGCUGCUAGUGCAAGGCUUUGUAAUGUAGGCAAAGCUGAUGAAUUCCACUCACUGGAGGAAAAUAGAACAACCAUCAACUUUUAAUGAAAAAUAAACACGUUUUUGAAGGGUUUACACAUAGAAGUAAUGUAUAGACUUUUUAAGUUGAUUACCGUCCCAAAGCAUAAACAAUGUGGAUGUACAUAAAUGAGGACAGCUAGAUGUAAGCAUAUUUAUUAAAUCAAUGGUUUGAAUGGA